This is a messenger RNA of Scatophagus argus, 2132 nucleotides long. RefSeq names its product N-acetyllactosaminide beta-1,3-N-acetylglucosaminyltransferase 3-like. The record is from RefSeq and is a predicted model, not a curated record. The transcript has 3 exons. Bases 139 to 1293 code for a protein of 384 amino acids. Gene Ontology annotation, cellular component: membrane. Gene Ontology annotation, molecular function: hexosyltransferase activity. NCBI's taxonomy places the organism in Eukaryota, Metazoa, Chordata, Actinopteri, Scatophagidae.
GGCUUCACCAUACUGCAGAGCAGUGACGAUGCUGCACACUGGAUUUAUUAAUAGUAUAAGCUACCGACGAGUGGUUUUGUCUCCUUCUAAGGAAACAUGUCAGCUUACGGUGAAGCCAGAUGACCGUGAUCUUAUGAAAUGAUGAGGCUUUUAAGGAUGAGGAAGAUCAGAACAAAAACUUGGGUGGUGGCAGCUCUUGGUCUGCUGGUCCUCCAUUUCUGUAAAGGUUUUAUUGACCCCAAAACCAUCUGGCCUUCAGCCAAAGGGAGACAGAAUGAUAGUCACGUAAGACAGUCUAUCAAAACCAACAGCUAUGUAUUCCUUGAGCCAAGAUGUCAACAAAAUACAUCUGUCGCCAACAUCACAAGCUUCAGCUCUCUUCCUGGUAGUAUAAAAGACUUUCUCUACUAUCGACACUGCCGCCAUUUCCCCAUGUUACUGGACCUUCCUGAUAAAUGUGGAGGAGCUGAUAAAUCAGCAGACGUCUUCCUGCUGCUGGUCAUUAAAAGCUCUCCUGUGAACUAUGAUCGCAGAGAGGUGCUGCGCAAAACCUGGGCUAAAGAGAGGCUACACAGAGGUGUGUGGAUCAGGAGGAUCUUCAUAUCAGGAACAACUGAUUCUGGAUUUGAGAAACAGAGACUGAACAAACUACUGGAGUUGGAGCAACGUGAGUACAACGAUAUCCUCCAAUGGGACUUUAGUGACACAUUCUUCAACCUCACCUUGAAGCAGAUUCUCUUCCUGGAAUGGAUGGAAAGAAACUGUCCGAACGCUCGUUUCCUGCUAAAUGGAGAUGAUGACGUCUUCGCCAACACAGACAACAUGGUGGAGUAUCUCCAGAGCCUCAAGGAUAAUGAUGGAAGCAAGCACCUUUUUAUUGGCCAUCUUAUUCAGAAUGUGGGACCCAUUAGAUCACCACAGAGCAAAUAUUUCAUCCCAGUUGAAGUGUACCAAUCAAACUCAUAUCCCCCUUACUGUGGUGGAGGGGGCUUCCUCUUGUCUGGCUAUACAGCUUCAGUCAUAUACAAUAUGUCCCAGUCCAUCACCAUCCUUCCCAUUGAUGAUGUUUACAUGGGGAUGUGUCUGGCCAAAGCAGGACUUAGUCCUGUUUCUCAUAUGGGUGUGAAGACAGCAGGAUUGUACAUUCCUGCCAAAAAUUUAGAUGGAUAUGACCCUUGCUUUUAUAAAGAAAUUUUACUGGUACACAGAUUCCUUCCGGCUCACAUGUUUCUCAUGUGGCACAGAAUACAAGACCCUAACCUGAGAUGUGGUCCCUCCAAGAAAAGGUUUUAGCAGCACUUAACUGUAACUUUCAGGUAGUGACAAAGCUUGAUGAUACUUUGCCUCGUGUUCCUUCUCUUAGGGUGAGAGAGCAAGAAUGACCUUAUUCAUUUUAUCGUAAGAAAAGUUUUGUACUGUUUUUCUCCAACUAUUCAGUUGUCCAGUAUAGCAUUUUUUCAUCCUUAAAUUUAUCUGUGUGGUAGCAGCCUUGAGACACAAAAGUAGGGAGUGAUAGAGCUUUUUGAAAACGUACAAUGACAUUAGAGUGAAAAUACUUGCUUUGUAUCGGGCUUCAGCGUUGACUACAUGCACGCUGACAGAUACAUAGCACUGGUAAAUGAUUACUGAUGAAAUUUGUUAUUUUGUGGCUAUACAAUAACAAAUGAUAUUUAAGCCAUUUAAAAUGUCUGCUCGCUCAUCCAACAAACAUGGGGCAUUAUUAUCAGAUCGUGCUACAUACAAACAGUUUGUCUGCUGUUCAGGUACCAUACAUUUGUUAGUUACAAUCUGAUUGUUGAAAACACCUGCUUACUGCUGGAAACAGGGUUUAUGAUAGCCAUCAUAGUAUAGCAAAUUUUCAGGCUAGAAAAUGUAAAACAUAGGAAUGACAACCAAAAGAGGCCAAAAGCUCCUCAGGGCUGCUUGGAUGACUAUACCAACAUCUCUCGCCUUACAUGUGUGAAAUGACCACAAAAAAAUGUGAAUUGAUGGUGUGUUAGGCUGUUGGUGAAGCCAAACUAUGCACAAACAUAAGUCAAGCCAACCCCAAAUCAGGACUGAACCCCUGCCAGGGUUUGGCAGUUACAAAUUACAUAAAAUCAGGAUUAAGUAGUCAGAUUACAAAAGUAAAA